Molecule: messenger RNA, 2574 nt
Organism: Nelumbo nucifera (sacred lotus)
Lineage: Eukaryota; Viridiplantae; Streptophyta; Magnoliopsida; Proteales; Nelumbonaceae
Product: disease resistance protein RGA2-like
Molecular function (GO): ADP binding
Source: RefSeq, a predicted model, not a curated record
AGACAUAUUGGUGCAAGAUGCAUGAUUUGGUACACGAUUUUGCUCAACUUCUCACGGAAAGGGAAUGCUAUGUAUUAGACAUUGGCAACAACAUCACGCAAGAGCYGAGGUACAAAGAUGCCCGCCACAUAACUUWWAUAGGAAAUGAUGAUGAUGAUGGUAAUGAUCUGARGGAGAAGACCAUCCCCUUGUCCAUUUACAAGGCAAUGAAGCUAAGAACUCUACAACUCCCUCAAAAAGUWUGUGGAUUCUCCGGUUUAAUCGAUAAAUUAACAUGUCUAAGGGCAUUAGMUYUGGGAGGCACUUGUCUUMARGAAUUACCAAGCAAGAUAGAGAWGUUGAUACAUCUAAGAUACCUUAAUUUAUCWGAUACSGAACUGAAAGAWUUGCCWGAAACAUUGAGUAAUCUACAUAAUUUGCAGAUUUUGGAGCUUAAUWAUUGUUCAAAGCUUUGCAAAAUUCCCAAAGGAAUUGGAAAAUUGACUAAAAUGAGACACCUUGAAAUURAGGGUACURAAARUUUGCACUACUUACCAAGAAGCAUUGGUAGAUUAAGUUCCCUGUGCACAUUAUCUAAAUUCAUYAUAGGUGGGGGUGGAGGGGRAUGUACAAUUAAGGAACUAAAUGACCUCAAGUUCCUUCAAGGGGAACUAGAAAUAAGUGGAUUGGGAAGAGUAAAAAGUGAAAAUGAGGCUAAUGUUGCAGACUUAAAGAACAGAGAAAACAUGAGCAACCUGGWAUUACGCUUUGAUGGCCAUGAUGRUGAAGAUGACAACUUGAAAGAGAGGAAGAUGGARASCGUACUUGAGGGUCUCCAACCACACAAAAACUUGAAGGAGUUGACAAUAUAUGGUUACAUGGGGAACAAGUUAGCAAGUUGGAUGGUGAGAGAUGAUGGGUUGCCUAAUCUCCGGUUUCUGCGCUUAUAUGCAUGUAAAAAUUUGUGCAAGUUGCCCCCUUCUCUGGGAAAUCUACCAUUUCUUAGACGUCUAUGGAUAGGUGGUAUGGAUAAAAUAAAACACAUGGACAUCCAUAUGUUUUUCGGAGUCGAUUGGGCUGAUGUUGCUCAAACCGGUGAUGGGGCUAAGAAAGCAUUCCCAAAUUUAGGCAGCCUUCAAAUCGGUGGAAUGAAAAAUUUGGAAGAUUGGGAUCUUGGUAUGGGAGAAUUUGAUGGUAGAGAAACGAAUUCCAUUACUUUCAUGCAACAUCUUUGUGAUUUGAAUCUUUCUGAUUGCCCUAAGUUAAAAGUGCUGCCCCCUCUCAUUUUCUAUAAAAAAGCAGCACUGCAUAUAAGAGAUUGUCCUCAGUUGACUUGGACACCAUCCUCAUCUGGACUUCUACAACACCUUCACCGUUUGGACUUAAUUGGGAAUGCAGAAGCAUUUUUAAGGUCAAUACCAUCAGAUAAUAAGAUCGAUGAUUUAACAAUACGGUUCUCACCUAUCAAGUCACUUCACAAUGUUUUUGGGAAGUUUCACACACUCGAAGAGUUGUCUAUCAUUCGUUGCGAGUACAUUGAUUCUAUACCUGACGAGUUGCAGCAUCUCUCCUCGCUACAAAAAUUGUAUAUCUAUAAAUGCCCUCUACUGGAAGAACGUGGCAGAAAGGAAGUAGGAGAGGACUGGAAGAAUAUAUGCCACAUCCCCCACAUUGAAAUCAAUGGAAGAAGAAUCCAAUGACAGAUUCAGCAGCAAAGCAGCAUCAAUUAUGACUAAAGAUGCAAGAAAAGACCAUGGAAGAAUGAAGAUAAUAAUGGUUCAGCAUAGAUUUCAAUCGAAGGUUGGACAUGAUCUCAUUGAUUACUGGUGUAUAAUAAGAAUGGAAAACCCCACAUUUAGAGGACUAUUGCACACGAAGGAUUGGAUAGAGAUGAAAAGAAGAUUUUGACUCAUGGACCCAAACUUGCCAAAUCUGAGUUGGGUAAUUAGAUUGUUGCUUCCUCCAAGUACUGAAAAGCAUGGUCUGAGAUGCUCUGGUGGUGACUACAUCUUCAGCAGCUUGCAUAGCCGCCAUCAACUCAUACUAUUCCGAGGUGUAAGCCGAGUCACACAUCAUUCGGACCUUGUGAUCUUGAAUAUUGGUCUCUUUAAAGAACGUAGGAGAUUCAACCAAGAAUUUUGAGAAGGGCAUUUUGUAGUCGUAUCCUAUUCAGCUUAUUUAUGCAGGAACAAAAAUGAAGUGUUGAAAUCUAAUGGGAAAUUUUGGAAGGCUUCGUUAUUGGUGAGGAAAGCAUUAUCGUGACAGCAAACAGGAAAAGCAAAUUUCCAAAGCAUAAUCUGUCUCCAAUGGACGUAGUUGCCUGUAAACCUGCCAUCAUUUUUCUUUUUGAUUUAAAAUUCAAGACAUAGAAAAUGUCGUCCAAUCUAUUUGUGGGCACUGGGCAGUCAUAUUUUCAAAUCAAACACCAAAUAUUUGUGGGCAUAUUUUGCUUUUUCCGAAAUUGGGUGGGAGUGUGUCAGAUGGACGAACUCGGAAGAGAAACAAGCAGAUCUGCUACAGGUUUGACCGUUAAUUUGGUUAAUUGACACUUGUACGACUUAAUCGGUCCAAUUCAAUAUUUUUAACGACCCUCUA